CUUCUUCUGUACUCAAUUAGUGCGAGUUUUGUACGGGGUCGGAAUUUAAAAGCCUUCGGUCAUCCCAGACUCGAUUCGCUCCCGAUUCCACACCCGCCUGCUACAUCGGGCCUCCCCAACUCUGGUUACGCCCCUUCGAAUUCGAAAAGCAAUAGAAAAAAAUCAGCCUAGAACUACGUAAGUACGAUGGGUCUUCGACAAGGCCCGUGGCAUAAUGAGUCCGAAUUACUAUUCUAUCAGGUAGGACUAUAAUGCGACAAUAUUUCGUGUAUCCACUAUUAUACCAGCUAUCCUACUGUAUCCAUGAUUUUAUCCCCUUACUGGUUGAUCUAGUAUCACCUUGAAUAGGUAGGUAGGUUAGUUCGUGUACGUGCGUGGGUGACGAGGUUCUCUGGUGACUCGACACUCGACGCUAGAACAUAUAAGACCAUAUAUAACUACCUAGGUAUAUAAUAGCAUAGAGAGAUAGAGAGGCGCAUCUUUAGCAUCAGAGUUUGCUAAACUGCUGAACUUUGUGUUGCCUUCAUUAGAUGUAAGACACAAUACUGAGCCCUCCCUUGCUUUGGCUUUCUACCUUCUUGUCAUUCCCCGUGUCUCUUUUUCCUCUCUUGUUUACUUUGUACUCCGUCAUCCGCCCCUCGUCCCCCACAAGAUACCAUGGCCGAGUCACCACCACGGAAGUCAUCCGAGAAGGAGGUUAGCCCUGCGACGGCAGCCGUAUCUAGCGAUGUAGAACAGACAGCCGGUGCCAAGCCGCGAGCCGAACUCGUCGACGAAGCCGAAAAGAAUUUCCAGCCUAAGAGUAUGAAGUUUUGGUCUGUUAUGCUCAGCAUAUUCCUCGCCCUAUUCAUAGUCGCUCUUGACCGAACCAUCAUCGGUACCGCCACCCCUCAGAUAACACAAGAGUUCAACAGUCUGGGAGAUAUCGGUUGGUAUGGUUCGGCUUACCAGUUAACAUCGGCAGCUUGUCAGUUAUUGUUUGGCAGAGUGUAUAGGUUUUACGAAGUCAAGAAGACAUUCUUAUUCUGCAUCGCCUUCUUCGAGGUCGGUUCCGCCAUAUGCGGUGCAGCACCGAAUUCCAUUGCUUUUAUCAUCGGUCGGGCCAUCGCUGGUGUAGGUGGCGCGGGUCUCUUCACCGGUGUCUCGGUUGUCAUGCUUCCUUUAGUCCCCCUUCGAAAGAGACCCAUGUUUCAGGGACUCUUUGGGUCGAUUUUUGGUAUUUCGUCCGUUUUGGGGCCUUUGGUUGGUGGUGCCUUCACUACCCACGUCAGUUGGAGAUGGUGUUUUUAUCUCAACCUUCCCAUCGGUGCAGUCGUGGCGCUAUGCUUUCUAGUAGUCAAGAUUCCAACGAGAAAACCAGAACCCGCCAAAUUCCGGGAACAUUUAACUCGACUAGACCCCCUCGGGACCUUUUUUCUCGUCCCAAGUAUCGUCUGCCUUCUUCUCGCAUUACAGUGGGGUGGAUCAACUUAUGAGUGGGGAAAUUGGCAUAUUAUUCUUCUGCUAGUUCUGUUCGGCGUUCUCUUUCUGGCCUUUGCGGCAGUUCAAAUAACGAUGCCAAAUACCGCGACGGUCCCCGUUAAGGUGAUCACACAACGGAGCAUUGCGGCAGCGACCUUAUUCAUGUUCUCGAUUUCUGGGCCAAUGAUGAUGGAUACCUAUUUCCUACCAAUAUGGUUCCAGGUUGUCAAUGGUGUAAACGCCGUACAAUCCGGUAUCGAUACAUUGCCUCUCGUAUUAAGCAUGGUAGUGGCCAGCAUCCUAUCCGGUAUAACGACGCAAAAACUCGGAUAUUAUGUACCGUCGAUGCUCCUCUGCCCCAGUAUCUUGGCUGUUGGUCAAGGGCUGCUGAGCACCUUGAAGGUCGGCGAUUCGUCUGCGCAUUGGAUUGGAUAUCAGUUUCUCGUCGGUUUUGGAAUGGGAACAGGCAUGCAGGCCGCCGGUCUUGCCGCUCAGGCCGUCCUUCCCAAGCCAGAAAUCCCCACCGGGAUCUCCAUCAUGUUCUUCUUCCAACAAUUAGGAGGAUCUGUCUUCACAUCAGUCGGGCAGAACCUUCUGAGCAGCUACUUGGUCAAACAUUUGGCGGAUAUCCCAGGAUUGGAUCCUAAGCAAGUCACCAGCGAAGGCGCCACAGAUGUUCUCACCAAGGUCCCGCUCCAAUACCAGGGGGCCGUAAAGCAGGUAUACAACGGUGCUCUUUCCAGAAUAUUCCUUUGCGGUAUGGGAAUAGCGCUAGUUGGUUUGCUGGGCUCAUUAUGCAUGGAAUGGAAAAACAUUAAGAAAAUUAGACAAGGGCCUCCACCGGAAGCAAACUCUUCCGAUGAACCAAAAGAAAACGGUUCUACUCCCACGACCGAAGAGCAACGCACUCCGAAUACGCUAGAUACGAUAGAAGAAGCGAAGCGAAGUUCCAUCAAAACAGACAAAGAGGAUAGUAUAUCUAGCGAGCCAGCGCGCCAAUCCUAGACGCUUAGGUGCUUUCGAGUGGCCAGCAGCUCGGACACAUUGAAGAUAUGAGGAACCCUUAGAAAUUUUUAUUACGGUUGACCUUGGGUGUUAUAUUGGCAUGAAGGUAUAGAAUGAAUUGCCACGGCGCAUUAGAAUUAUACCUCAUUUGCGGUUGUAAUGUAUAUAGUAGAUAGAUAGAUUAGAGAGAAUCUCCAUUUUGGUUGGGAUGGGCUGGGAGGGGAUUGGCAGGUAAUUCCACACCACUCUCAACAUGUAAAUAAUACGACAAUACCUAUAUAUAAUUCCAACUCGAAGGCGAGACAGAAAGUAGAAAAUGAUGCAUUGCCGAGGUGCAUACAAAAAGAUGACCAGUAAGCUUAUUGGGGGAGUUAAGGG
This is a messenger RNA of Hypoxylon trugodes, 2844 nucleotides long. RefSeq names its product MFS general substrate transporter. Lineage: Eukaryota; Fungi; Ascomycota; Sordariomycetes; Xylariales; Hypoxylaceae. The record is from RefSeq and is a predicted model, not a curated record. Gene Ontology annotation, biological process: transmembrane transport. The coding region runs from base 658 to 2466 and encodes 602 amino acids. The transcript has 5 exons. Gene Ontology annotation, molecular function: transmembrane transporter activity.